This is a messenger RNA of Coregonus clupeaformis (lake whitefish), 1820 nucleotides long. Its product is annotated as F-actin-capping protein subunit alpha-2. NCBI's taxonomy places the organism in Eukaryota, Metazoa, Chordata, Actinopteri, Salmoniformes, Salmonidae. Gene Ontology annotation, biological process: barbed-end actin filament capping; actin cytoskeleton organization. Gene Ontology annotation, cellular component: actin cortical patch; F-actin capping protein complex. The coding region runs from base 65 to 925 and encodes 286 amino acids. The transcript has 10 exons. Gene Ontology annotation, molecular function: actin filament binding. The record is from RefSeq and is a predicted model, not a curated record.
GGGAAUCCUCCCAUUUGAUGACGUCAGAUUCGGCUUCGACAAGCUGGUGGUGCCGGAAGAAAAGAUGGCGGAUCAUGAGGAGCAGUUAUCUGAUGAGGAGAAGGUACGCAUAGCAGCAAACUUCGUCAUCCACGCCCCACCGGGAGAGUUCAACGAAGUUUUCAAUGAUGUACGAUUGCUGCUCAACAAUGACAAUUUGCUCAGGGAAGGUGCAGCACAUGCUUUUGCACAGUACAACGUGGACCAGUUUACACCGGUGAAAAUAGAGAAAUAUGAAGAACAGGUCUUAAUCACAGAGCAUGGAGACUUGGGCAAUGGGCGGGUCCUGGACCCUAAAAACAAGAUCUCCUUUAAGUUUGACCACCUGAGGAAGGAAGCCAGUGACCCGCGGCCCCACGAUGUGGAUGGAGCCAUGGAGGGCUGGAGGAGUGCUGUGGAUGGUGCUGUCCGGGCCUACGUCAAGGAGCACUACCCCAGCGGAGUCUGCACCAUUUACGGCAAAACCAUAGACGGACAUCAAACCAUCAUCGUGUGUAUCGAGUGUCAUCAGUUUCAACCAAAAAACUUCUGGAACGGACGUUGGAGGUCAGAGUGGAAAUUCACAAUCGGCUCCUCCACCACUCAAGUGGCUGGCAUCAUGAAAAUCCAGGUUCAUUACUAUGAAGACGGCAACGUUCAGCUGGUCAGCCACAAAGAGGUCCAGGAGUCGAUGUCCAUUUCUGACGAAGCUGCAACUGCAAAGGAGUUCGUUAAGAUCGUGGAGGCUGCAGAGAACGACUACCAGACUGCCAUCAACGAGAAUUACCAGACCAUGUCGGACACCACCUUCAAAGCCUUGCGCCGCCAGCUUCCCGUGACGCGCACCAAGAUCGACUGGAACAAGAUCUUGAGCUACAAGAUUGGCAAGGAGAUGCAGAACGCUUAAAAGCAAACAAAACAGAAAACCCCAACAUUGCAUGACUGGAUUGUUGUAUCGUCUUUGUACAAAUUAGAUUAAUGGGGGCAAAAAAAGGUUUGGUCUCAGAAAAAAAUGUCAAACAUUAUUACACUUAUUAAGAUGUCUACUUUUAUGAAUGCUUUUAUACAGACACCGUUAAAAACAUAAUCUGUAUAAUACAUAGAUGAUGAUAAUCAUGAUGUUGUUAUUAUUGGCAAAAUAGGACGUGGAGGACGACGUAGUACAUAAAGGAGAGGGCGGAGCGUCGUAUGCAAAACAACCUGAUAUAAUACGUCUCAAUGUAUGUGUGCAAUAUUUAUAAAUAUGGUGGUGAGACCACACCUUUUCUUUGACCCAAAGAAAAACAAUUCCAAUUGUAAUGAUGAAACGAUUAUUUUUUGAAGAGUAUCACUGUAAAAUAAAUUCAGAGUAGGACUUUAUUGGCAAAUACAGGAUAAGAGAAUCCUCUACUGUACAACACGGUUACUGUUUCAAAUGACAUCUUUUGCACAAGCGGUUAGUCACCUUUGCCAACGUCGACCACUCAAUGUUCUUCUUGUUACACUUCAUAUUGGUACUCUCCCCACGGUUUGCCUCAUAUGUGAAAAUCUCAAGCUUGCGACCCUCCUGGCUAAACUGCAGUUUAACUCCCUGACUUCUGAACUGAACAUUCAUUUAGCAAAAAAGGAGAAUAACUGAUACCUUGACAAGCUUAAUUAACAAUUAAUUGCUACUAAAUGUGGAUAAUGUUGAAUUAAAUUUACAAUAAAAGGUACAAGUAUAAUUUUCUCCUCCAGUGCUUAUUUUGUAUUAAAAUAGAUCUGACUAUUAUAACAUGACGCAUUGUAAUAUAUAUACCUGUAUUAAACAUCCUUGUCUGACA